Messenger RNA from Struthio camelus australis, 2307 nucleotides. Lineage: Eukaryota; Metazoa; Chordata; Aves; Struthioniformes; Struthionidae. The record is from RefSeq and is a predicted model, not a curated record.
CAGUGGAUGUCACUGCCGUGCUGGAGACCGAGUCUGCCAACGGGAAGGACGCCCUGGAAGGUGCUGGGGACAAUUCUGAAGUCUUGGAUGCUCAGGCAGGCUCAGUGGAUGAAGAGAACGGACGACAGCUUGGAGAGAUAGAGCUGCAGUGUGGAAUUUGUACAAAGUGGUUCACGGCAGACACGUUUGGCAUUGACACCACAUCAUGUCUGCCUUUCAUGACCAACUACAGUUUCCAUUGCAAUGUUUGCCAUCACAGUGGGAACACGUAUUUCUUAAGAAAACAAGCAAAUCUCAAGGAAAUGUGCCUUAGUGCUCUGGCCAACUUAACAUGGCAGUCAAGGACACAAGAUGAGCACCCAAAAACUAUGUUCUCAAAAGAUAAGGAUAUUAUCCCAUUCAUUGAUAAAUAUUGGGAAUGUAUGACAACAAGACAGAGACCUGGAAAAAUGACUUGGCCUAAUAAUAUUGUCAAAACUAUGUGUAAAGAGAGAGAUGUAUUCUUGGUGAAGGAACAUCCAGACCCAGGGAGUAAAGAUCCAGAAGAAGAUUACCCAAAGUUUGGACUUCUAGACCAAGAUCUUGCCAAUAUUGGUCCAGCAUAUGAUAACCAGAAACAGAACAACGCUGUAUCCACAAGUGGAAGCUUAAAUGGUGGAGCCUCUUUGGGAGGCGGAAUUGCUGCAGGAGGCAGUGGGAAAGGAAGGGGAGCGAAACGCAAGCAGCAAGAUGGUGGGACCACGGGAACAGCCAAGAAAACAAGAAGUGACCCGUUGUUUUCCGCUCAGCGCUUACCUCCUCAUGGUUAUCCUUUGGAACACCCCUUUAAUAAAGAUGGAUAUCGUUACAUCUUGGCUGAGCCCGACCCCCAUGCACCAGAUCCAGAAAAAUUGGAGCUAGACUGUUGGGCAGGAAAGCCUAUUCCUGGAGACCUCUACAGAGCCUGCCUAUAUGAACGGGUCCUCCUAGCACUGCAUGACCGAGCUCCUCAGUUAAAGAUUUCUGAUGACAGACUGACUGUUAUAGGUGAGAAGGGCUAUUCAAUGGUACGAGCCUCCCAUGGAGUGCGGAAAGGAGCAUGGUACUUUGAAAUAUCCAUGGAUGAGAUGCCUCCAGACACAGCUGCCAGAUUAGGCUGGUCACAGCCACUAGGGAACCUCCAGGCGCCUCUGGGAUAUGACAAGUUCAGUUACUCCUGGCGCAGCAAAAAGGGAACAAAGUUUCAUCAGUCAAUAGGGAAACACUAUUCAGCUGGCUACGGACAGGGUGAUAUACUGGGAUUUUACAUCAGUCUUCCUGAAGACACUGAGACUGCUAAAUCAUUGCCUGAUACUUACAAAGAUAAGGCUUUGAUCAAAUUCAAAAGCUACUUGUACUUUGAGGAAAAAGAUUUUGUGGACAAAGCAGAGAAGAGCCUAAAGCAAGCACCUGGAAGCCAAAUAGUCUUCUUCAAAAAUGGUACCAGUCAAGGUGUUGCCUUUAAAGACAUUUUUGAAGGAGUUUAUUUUCCUGCUAUUUCUUUAUACAAAGGCUGCACGGUUUCUAUAAACUUUGGACCAUAUUUCAAGUAUCCUCCCAGAGACAUCACUUACCGUCCGAUGAGUGACAUGGGAUGGGGUGCUGUUGUAGAACACACACUGGCAGAUGUACUGUAUCACGUAGAGACAGAAGUUGAUGGAAGACGCAGCCCACCCUGGGAGCCUUAAAGAGAAGUAGCAAAAUGACACAGUGGACAUCAAAUCAAGUGGUUUUUAUUUUAGAGGAAUGUGCAUCACUUGGAACAAUCUGUUGAAGAACAACGUGAUGAAGCUAAAGCAGCUCUUCUUGAUAGCAGGUGUUUAGUGCACUCAGAGGUGUUAUGUAUACGUAUUACCUGCUGAAGAUUCAUGCUCUACCACUGUGCUGGAGUCAAGUGAAUGCAGUUCUAGUAUGUAUUGUGCUAUUUGUGGGCAUCUCUUGGAGUCUUCAGCUAGCUGUAACUAAGUUACUGAAGAAGCAACUGUUCGUGUUGAGAUAACUUCUCAUUUGGUGUACCCAGGUUGUGAAAGUCAUUUGUUCAGUGAGAGCAGGCUGCAGCUGGACCCACCUGCUUUAUAGUACACUUGCAGAAGCAACACUGACACUUCUGCUCAACUGUGCUUGGCUAAUUGUAAACAGCUUCCAUCCAGAAGGAUUGUGUUGUAGCAAGACUACUGCAUGUAAGACUGAGGUUUGGGCAGAAGCCUAGAACUGUUUUUGUUUGUUUUUUUUUUAAACACACAAAACUGGAAACCAGUUUUAAAUAAAGCUUUUCUUUAAACCUGAUAC